Nicotiana tabacum (common tobacco) is the source of this 627-nucleotide messenger RNA. The record is from RefSeq and is a predicted model, not a curated record. Lineage: Eukaryota; Viridiplantae; Streptophyta; Magnoliopsida; Solanales; Solanaceae.
AUGGAUUCUUUACUGAACGGAGGUUUUAUUUCCUUUUCAUGGGAUAAGAAAGGACCUACCCUCACACACAUAUGCUAUUUAGAUGAUACAAUCUUGUUCUCAUCUGGAGAUCCUUUAUCUCUAAAGUUGAUGAUGUCAAAAUUGGAGAUGUAUGAGAAGACUUCUGGGCAAAUGGUGAAUAGACAGAAGUCUACCUUGUAUGUUCCUCCUAAUUUCAAUAGUAGCAGAAUAUGUAAUAUUCGGAACAUUUUGUGUUGUACUCACUAUCAAUUUCGAAUGCAGUACUUUGGUUGUCCUAUUUAUGGUUGGAGGAAGAAGGGGGUUUAUUUCAAUGGCGUGGUGGCCAAAUUCUCUAACAGGUUGAAAGGGUGGCAGAGUAAACUUUUCUCUUUUGGUGGUAAAGUUGUAUUGAUAAAGUCGAUUCUCACUGCUUUACCUCUUCACCUAUUUUCUGUGUUGCAUCCUCCUAAAAUUGCUUUACUUCAAGCUCAAAAGAUUAUGGCUAGUUUUUUUUUUAGGGAAAGGAUAAUGACAAAAAAGAAGCACCACUGGAUGGCAUGGGAAAAACUUUUGUUUUUCUACUAUGGAAGGUGGGGUGAGGUUCAGGUCUUUACAGGAUAUAUGUAA